AUGGAUAAGCUCAGCAAUGAGUUGCUCGCACUUAUCGUCGACCAGCUGGAGCUUCAGGGCCGCAUUGGUGCGUACGCCGCUAUCUCUCCCGCAUGGCAGAGCAAUAUCGAGAAACGUACCUUUGCGCGUAUCCGGCUGCAAAGCACAUCGUUGGCGCAAUUCAGCGAUAUCUUCUCCCGAUGUCCUCCACGACGUGUGCUUAUGCGGGAGCUGGAUUUCUCAGUUGUUCUUCACGAACCCGGCCGCAAGCGCCCCGAACGCAUAAGAAACCAGAUCAUGUUCCGAGCUGCUGUCACGUCUUUGCUGGCCGUACUCAAGCAAUGGGACGACGAGGAGGAAGCGGCUGGUAACAUGCCGGUUUCGUUGUAUCUCAUCCUCCAGCCCUCGCCCGUCGUUCUUGAUGCUACCGCCUGCUCUACAGACCUCCCGGUGCCAGACGAGCUCAAGUCAGAUCCUUGGCUAGCCCACCGGUACCUGGCUCUUUCACCAGAGUCAAAUCUCAACUUAUACUCCCCUAUACGGCGCGUUAAGAGAUAUUUAGUAUAUGACGGUGAACCGUGUCAUAUACACCCGGCCACCAUGUGCCAGACUGCUGGUCUGUUCACGCGGCUGGAGCAAUUGGAGCUUAAGUGGUGGGACCCAGACUUAAGAUACAGCACCAAUCUUACCGACGAGGACGGGGUCGACCAGCUCUGCGCUGCAAUACGGCGACUGGCCCAGCCUACUGUCGUAAGCCUGACUUUGGAAAAUUUCCUUAUUUCCUCAGAUCUGUUCGAGGAUCGUAUAAACAACUGCCCAACCGAUACCUCAGAUACAUGGCAUGCCCUCGAGUCGUUAUGGAUCAGUGGCUCACCCGUCGCGCCAAAUGGGCACUGGUACUUUACUGGCGACCCCUUGCGGUACUCGCCGGAUUAUGAGGCAUCCAGUCCCAUCUCCGAUAGCGACAAUGAAAUAGAUACAGAAUCGGAGGCAAGCGACGAGUGCGAUAACCAGCAUGACAAAUAUCGUCAGGAAAACGGUAGGCUUCCGUUUCAUCAGUGGCGUCUUCAAGUAGAUUCAGACACAAUGGAUCCGCUACUACACAGCUACACGGAUGCGAUUCUACACCUUGGGUGUGAUAGCAAAGGUCACCCUACAAAACCCGAUAAACGGUGGUGGGACAUAUUUGUCUAUGCAGUCGGCCAGUGGCUAGUGCCGGGUAGCCUGUUUGAGAAGUGGGAGGAGUGGGCAGGGGAGAAGGGAAUGGUACACAUGCGGAUAUGCGAUGCAAGUGACAGCUGGUAG
Molecule: messenger RNA, 1284 nt
Organism: Neoarthrinium moseri
Lineage: Eukaryota; Fungi; Ascomycota; Sordariomycetes; Amphisphaeriales; Apiosporaceae
Exons: 3
Coding region: 1-1284 (427 amino acids)
Source: RefSeq, a predicted model, not a curated record